This is a messenger RNA of Setaria italica (foxtail millet), 615 nucleotides long. RefSeq names its product putative beta-D-xylosidase. The transcript is spliced from 2 exons. The record is from RefSeq and is a predicted model, not a curated record. Bases 1 to 615 code for a protein of 204 amino acids. Gene Ontology annotation, cellular component: plant-type cell wall. Gene Ontology annotation, molecular function: alpha-L-arabinofuranosidase activity; xylan 1,4-beta-xylosidase activity. Lineage: Eukaryota; Viridiplantae; Streptophyta; Magnoliopsida; Poales; Poaceae. Gene Ontology annotation, biological process: xylan catabolic process; arabinan catabolic process.
AUGGGGCUGCUACCCGCCCCUUAUCCAUCCCACCCCGAAAUUUAUGGGAGUCAAUUACAAACCCACCCCGCCCCAUUUAGCAGGCUGCAGGCCAACAUCGUCGUCGUGCAGAUGAGGUUGGGCUGUUCGACGGUGACCCUGGCGCAUGCCUGUUCGGGAAACCUCGGGCCUAAGGACGUGUGCACGCCGGCGCACCAGGACCUUGUGCUCGAGGCGGCGCGCCAGGGCAUCCUGCUCCUAAAGAACGACCAGUGGGGGAGCAAGCACAGGGGCGGCGGCGUGGCGGGGUACGUGCGACAGGCGGUGCACGCGGCCGGGUGCACCGACAUAGCGUGCGCGGGGAGCCGGCAGCCCAUCGCCACCACCAUCGACACCACGCGACGCGCCAACGCGACCAUCGUUGUCGCCGGGCGCGACCGGAAGGUGGAGGCCGAGGGGCUGGACUGGUUGACCCUACUCCUCCCCGGCCGGCAGGCGGAGCUCAUCUCCACCAUGGCCAAGGCGUCCAAGAGUCCCGUCGUCCUCGUGCUCAUGUCAGGAGGCCCCAUCAACAUCGCCUUCGCGCAGAACGACCCUAGGAUCGCCGCCAUCCUCUGGGUGGGGUACCCCGACUAG